AUGUCGGCCGUUUCGACUGCUCUGAGCAAUGGCAGCGGCGAUCUGCGCCGGCGCACCAAUGCGCUCGGCGUAGAUGUCACUGACGAGGGCCGCGAAAAGGACAAGUUGCUUGACCAGCACCAGAGCUAUGAGUUUGGAGGACCUGCUGGCGUCGUAUUCAUCAUGACAUUCUUCCCGACUUUAAUGUACUACCUCUGGAUUUGCCUCUGGUUCUACGACGGCCAACUUGUAUACCCCACAUCUGUCGACAAUAUCAAACCUUUCCUGUCCGACAUGUGGCAGCACGUCGCAGUGGACGCAAGCCCGAACUUGUACGCAUGGAAAGUGUACACCGGCCUCAUCAUCUUCCAGCUGGCCCUCGCGUUGGUUCUCCCUGGAUACAAGCAAGAAGGUCUCCCGGUCCCCUCGCUCGGGUACAAGACCCUCAUGUACAACUGCAACGCUCUUCAGUCCAUCUACGUGACCAUGAUCACCUCCGCUGUGCUGCACUACACCGGUAUCUUCCGCCUUACCGAAAUCAUCGACAACUACGGCCACCUCAUGACCGUCGCCAUCAUCUACGGCUUCGGCAUCUCGUUCGGCAUGUACUUCAUCACCGUUGCUCAGGGCAAGCAAAUGCGCAUGUCUGGCAACUUCAUCUACGAUGUCUUCAUGGGCGCCUCGCUGAACCCGCGUAUCGGGUCAGUUGACCUCAAGAUGUUCGCGGAGGUCCGCAUUCCUUGGGUCAUUGUCUUCUUCCUCGCGGUGUCGGGCGCAUGCAAGCAGUACGAGCAGUACGGCUACGUGACGCCAAACAUGCUGUUCAUGUGCCUCGCAACUUGGCUCUACCUGAACGCUUGCGGCAAGGGUGAGGAGUGCAUCCCUCAAACCUGGGAUAUGUUCCAUGAGAAGUGGGGCUUCAUGGUCAUCUUCUGGAAUUUCGCCGGUGUUCCCUUCACCUACGUCUACUCAGUCGUCUACAUGGCCUCGCACGACCCCGAGACCUACCGCUUCUCGACGCCAACCUACGUCCUGCUCUACACGACGCUACUCACCGCCUACUACAUCUGGGACACUGCCAUGUCGCAGAAGAGCCGUUUCAAGAUGCAGACCCAGGGCGUCUUCGAGUACCGCUGGACAUUCCCGCAGCUUCCGGGCGGCACGAUCAAGAACCCGACGUACAUCCAGACCGCACACGGCAACCGCCUGCUCACGAGCGGCUGGUGGGCGUGGUCGCGCAAGCCCAACUACGUCGCCGACUGGACCAUGAGCUUCACGUGGGGCGUCUGCGUUGGUGCCGUGUCGCCCAUUCCUUACUUCUACUCGAUCUUCUUCAUCGUCGUCCUCAUCCACCGUUGUGGUCGUGACUUCGAGAGGUGUGCGGUCAAGUACGGCAAGGACUGGGAGCGCUACUGCGAGAUUGUCAAGUACAAGUUCAUCCCCGGGAUCUACUAA
Molecule: messenger RNA, 1434 nt
Organism: Peniophora sp. CBMAI 1063
Lineage: Eukaryota; Fungi; Basidiomycota; Agaricomycetes; Russulales; Peniophoraceae
Source: the annotation of a GenBank genome assembly